This is a messenger RNA of Zingiber officinale, 978 nucleotides long. Its product is annotated as transcription factor bHLH148-like. The transcript has 3 exons. Bases 174 to 779 code for a protein of 201 amino acids. Gene Ontology annotation, biological process: regulation of DNA-templated transcription. The record is from RefSeq and is a predicted model, not a curated record. Lineage: Eukaryota; Viridiplantae; Streptophyta; Magnoliopsida; Zingiberales; Zingiberaceae. Gene Ontology annotation, molecular function: protein dimerization activity.
GAAGCAUCUAUUUCUUCCCAUAUAUGCGUCGGGUCUAUUCGUCUCCCUGCUGCCUCCUCCUCCCUUCCUUACCAAUUCAUUUCUGUCCAGGAAUUUGAAGAAAAUAUUGCGGAUUGGUUCUUCGAGUGGGUGCAGCAAUUUCCACGGACUUGGAGGUCUCCAAGGGCAUUAGCAUGGCGAUGUCGGACGCGGUAGGGGAAGCGGCGGUCGGGGGCGGAGGGGAGAGGAAACGGAAGCGCGGGAGCAAGCCAGUGCCGGCUAAGUGGCGGACGGAGGGUGAGCAGAGGAUCUACUCCUCGAAGCUCAUCGAUGCCCUCCGCCGGGUCCGCCACUCCUCUGCUUCUGCGCCGUCCUCGCCGCCCUCGGAUCACGUGCGAAACCGCGAAGUCCGAGAGGCAGCGGAUCGGGUGUUGGCGGUCUCGGCGCGCGGAAGGACGCGGUGGAGCCGCGCGAUUCUCUCGCGCAGGACUCUCAGGCGUCGGGUCCGGCUGCGAGCCUGCCGGCCGAAGCCUGGCAGCGCUGCCUGUGUUUCCCGGGCAGCGGCCGAGAGGAGAAAGUCUCCAGCGGUGGAGAAGAAGACGAGGGUCUUGGGACGGCUAGUCCCAGGUUGCCGGAAGCUGCCCUUGCCGUCGCUCCUGGAGGAGGUGUGGGAUUACAUCCCGGCGCUGGAGAUGCAAGUGCGCGCCAUGAACGCCAUCGCCGAGGCCUUCUCUACCGCCGGCGGUGCCCCGUCGUCACCGACUCAUGUCGACUCGAUAGUGAGAAGACAUUAUAAGUGAAGUGAAGUGAAGUGAAAUGAAGCAGGUGGAUUGAAGAGGAGACCAUGUGAAUCUGAGCAUGCAGCAAUUCAAAGUGGAGAUUUUUUUUUUAAUUUUAUUUUAGAAGGCAGUAUGUACUAAAAGGAUCAUAAUAGCAAUAAAGCAAACAUAAAUGAAUGUGUCAACCGCACAGCAAAUGAAAGUUAAGGUUGAGAAUCAA